This is a messenger RNA of Parnassius apollo (apollo), 966 nucleotides long. Lineage: Eukaryota; Metazoa; Arthropoda; Insecta; Lepidoptera; Papilionidae. The record is from the annotation of a GenBank genome assembly.
AUGGAAACCAACUAUGCAUCUAAAGAGAAAAAUUGUUCCAAACGUAAUAAAAAAAUUAAUGGUGUGAAUUAUUUAAAAUGUAAUAUAUGUAAUAAAUUGUAUGAGCCAGACCGUACCAAUGUCUCUUUUAAAAGAUUUAAUGUUAUGUCUAAGGAGAGAAAACAGAAAUGGAGAUGUAUUAAUUGCGUUCAUGAAAAACAAAAUAGCAGUACGACUAUUUCACCUAUGGGUACUACAAAUAUAAACAGACAAGAGCAAGAAACUACCGAAAAAAGUACUGAUGAGCACAAAUAUGAAAAAAAUGUGACAAUAAGAUCUAAAAAAAAUUUACAUGAAACAUGUACCAGUUCGCACAUGAACACCUCAUGGACUUCAUCUGAUUCGGAAUAUGACAUAAAGAGUUUACCUGAUAUUUCAACCCUAUUCAAUUUCGAACCGGAAAUCAUAAAGGAAGAAUUGGAAAGAACUAAAAGCAUACUCGCUAGCGUUAAUUUGGAAAUAGAGAAUCUAUUGCUUGAGAAUAGCUCACUUAAUAAAAAGAAUAUGGAAUAUGAAAAGACGAUUUCUCAACUAAUAAAUACAUGUAAUAAUCUUUUUUACGGGUCUCAAAAAUCAGUCAGUUCGGUACAGAAAAAGAAAAAUAAGAGAAGUUCUAUAUUAAGUAUUGAAUCAAGCAAAGACAUUGAGCAGGACAUGUUGAUUACGACUAAACCAAAAUUGUUAGAAGGGCAAACUGAUUCUCAAUUGAGUUUCCAUAAAUGUCCGCUAGAUGGGACUACAGAAACAACGGAAAGUAAACAUCCGGUAAAACAACUCAAAGAACAGAAAAUUGAAACUCAAUCAACACAUACUAUAUUAGAGAAAAAAAUUUACUGGGUGAUGAACAAGGGACAGGAGUUGCGACUAAACUACUCAUGGAUCGAGAAAUUAGGGGUGAUAAUAACUCCAAAAUUAUGUCAUUUAUAA